Molecule: messenger RNA, 4828 nt
Organism: Rana temporaria (common frog)
Lineage: Eukaryota; Metazoa; Chordata; Amphibia; Anura; Ranidae
Gene: ATP2A3
Product: ATPase sarcoplasmic/endoplasmic reticulum Ca2+ transporting 3
Exons: 23
Coding region: 416-3472 (1018 amino acids)
Biological process (GO): calcium ion transmembrane transport; intracellular calcium ion homeostasis
Cellular component (GO): membrane
Molecular function (GO): P-type calcium transporter activity; ATP binding; ATP hydrolysis activity
Source: RefSeq, a predicted model, not a curated record
GACUAAUAAAGAGACGUUUAGCGGAGGCUCUUGAAGUGAGGGAGCUGUGUGUGUGCGCGGAGGAGAAACUUGUGAGGGCUGAUAGUUCUCAGUCAUGACUAGGAGGAGGGCACAGCUGGACGAGUCAGUGUAGACACAGAGAGGCGGCUCCCUCACUACAGCUCACCUUACACCAGAGGAGGCACACAAGGUGCAGCGGGACUUCUCCACACAAGACCAUAGAGAAGCUCUCUCCGUACAUAGAGGGACCUCUCUCCGUACACGACCAUAGAGAAGCUCUCAUCGUACCUAGAGGGACCUCUCUUCGUACAUAGAGGGAGCUCUCUCCGUACAUAGAGGAACCUCUUCGUACACGGUCAUAGAGAAGCUCUCUCCGUACAUAGAGGGACCUCUCCGGACACAGCAAGGUCCCACCAUGGACAGCGCGCACGCCAAGCCCGUGUGUGAGGCGCUCCGACACUUCGAGGUGAAUGAGAACUGCGGACUGAGCAGCGAGCAGGUCCGGAGGAGCAAAGAAAAGUAUGGAGCGAACGAGUUGCCAGCUGAAGAAGGUAAAUCUUUAUGGGAACUAGUAGUGGAACAGUUUGAAGACCUGUUAGUACGCAUUCUACUCCUAGCUGCAUGUGUAUCUUUUGUACUGGCAUGGUUUGAGGAUGGAGAAGAAACUACAACUGCCUUUGUGGAGCCUAUAGUCAUUGUUAUGAUCCUGUUUGUAAAUGCAUUUGUAGGCGUAUGGCAGGAAAGGAAUGCUGAAAGUGCCAUUGAAGCUCUGAAGGAAUAUGAACCAGAAAUGGGAAAAGUUAUUCGUGGGGACCGAAGUGGAGUUCAGCGUAUAAGAGCCAGAGACCUUGUUCCUGGAGACAUUGUAGAGGUGGCAGUUGGUGACAAAGUACCUGCUGAUAUCCGCCUCAUCGACAUCAGAUCUACAACAUUACGAGUGGACCAGUCGAUUUUGACGGGAGAGUCUGUUUCAGUGAUUAAACACACAGAUCCAAUCCCAGAUCCUAGAGCUGUUAACCAAGACAAGAAGAAUAUGUUAUUUUCCGGAACUAACAUUGCUGCUGGCAAGGCUGUUGGAAUUGUAAUUGCAACUGGCGUUUACACAGAGAUUGGAAAGAUCCGGAACCAGAUGGUUGCAACAGAGCCAGAGAGAACCCCUUUGCAGCAGAAACUGGAUGAAUUUGGACAGCAGUUAUCUAAAGUCAUCUCCUUGAUCUGUGUGGCUGUUUGGGUAAUCAAUAUUGGUCACUUUAAUGACCCUGUGCAUGGAGGAUCUUGGUUUCGUGGAGCCAUUUACUAUUUUAAAAUUGCUGUGGCUUUAGCUGUAGCUGCUAUUCCAGAGGGCCUUCCAGCUGUGAUUACAACUUGUUUAGCUCUUGGUACACGUCGGAUGGCUAAAAAGAAUGCAAUUGUGAGAAGCCUCCCAUCAGUGGAAACUCUUGGCUGCACAUCGGUCAUAUGCUCUGAUAAAACUGGCACCUUGACUACCAAUCAAAUGUCUGUGUCUCGGAUGUUUAUAGUUGAGAAGAUUGAAGGAACGCAUUGCAGUCUUAAUGAAUUCAGCAUCACUGGCUCUACCUAUGCUCCAGAAGGUCAAAUCUUAAAAGAUGAGCAGAUUGUUCAGUGUGGUCAGUAUGAUGGUUUGGUGGAAUUGGCCACAAUUUGUGCUCUUUGCAAUGAUUCAUCUUUGGAUUUCAAUCAGUCAAAGGGAGUAUACGAAAAGGUGGGAGAAGCAACAGAGACUGCUUUAACCUGUCUGGUGGAGAAAAUGAAUGUCUUCAACACCGAUUUGCACAAGCUUUCGAAGGUGGAACGAGCCAAUGCCUGCAAUUCUGUUAUUAGGAAGCUGAUGAAGAAGGAAUGUACCUUGGAGUUCUCUCGAGAUCGCAAAUCCAUGUCUGUGUAUUGUACACCCCUUGGUUCCAGUGCUGCUGGUACAAAGAUGUUUGUUAAGGGCGCUCCAGAGACUGUAAUUGAGCGUUGCAAUUAUGUGCGUGUGGGUUCCACAAAGUUGCCACUAACUCCAUCAGCAAGAGAGAGGAUCAUGUCCAAGAUCCGUGACUGGGGAUCUGGCAUAGACACCCUAAGAUGCCUUGCUCUUGCUACAAGGGAUGCUCCACCAAAGUUAGAAGACAUGCAACUGGAUGACGCUAACAAAUUCAUUAGCUACGAGACAAAUUUGACAUUCAUUGGUUGUGUUGGAAUGCUGGAUCCUCCCCGCAAAGAGGUAUCUACUUCAAUUGAAAUGUGUAGAAAAGCUGGCAUCAAAGUCAUAAUGAUAACCGGAGACAACAAGGGCACAGCUGUGGCUAUAUGCCGAAAGAUUGGCAUUUUCUCAGAUUCCGAGGACAUAACGGACAAGGCAUAUACUGGAAGGGAGUUUGAUGACCUCCCACUGGAAAAACAAAGGGAUGCUUGUCGUACAGCUCGAUGCUUUGCCCGUGUUGAACCAGCACACAAAUCCAAGAUUGUGGAGUAUCUUCAGUCUUUUGAUGAAAUUACUGCAAUGACUGGUGAUGGAGUUAAUGAUGCUCCAGCUUUGAAAAAGGCUGAGAUUGGCAUUGCCAUGGGUUCUGGUACUGCUGUAGCAAAAUCGGCUGCAGAAAUGGUUCUCUCUGAUGACAAUUUCUCCACUAUUGUGUCUGCUGUGGAGGAAGGCCGAGCCAUUUAUAAUAACAUGAAACAGUUUAUUCGCUACCUGAUCUCCUCCAAUGUUGGCGAAGUAGUCUGUAUCUUUCUCACUGCUAUCCUUGGCCUGCCAGAAGCCUUAAUCCCCGUCCAACUGCUCUGGGUUAAUCUUGUAACCGAUGGAUUACCUGCCACUGCACUGGGAUUUAACCCUCCUGACCUGGACAUCAUGGAUAAGCAACCCCGUAAUCCUAGGGAACCACUUAUCAGCGGGUGGCUUUUCUUUAGAUAUCUUGCAAUUGGAGUUUAUGUAGGUCUGGGCACUGUGGGAGCUGCCACAUGGUGGUUCCUAUAUGAUGAGGAUGGACCACAGGUGACAUUUUACCAGCUGAGACACUUCAUGAAGUGCACACCUGAAAAUCCAUUAUUUGAAGGAAUUGACUGUGAAGUGUUUGAGUCUCGCUAUCCCACUACCAUGGCCCUGUCUGUGCUGGUAACCAUUGAGAUGUGUAAUGCUCUCAACAGUUUGUCUGAAAACCAGUCCCUACUGAGGAUGCCACCUUGGCUUAACAUCUGGCUUCUGGGUGCAAUCAUCCUGUCCAUGGCACUACACUUCUUGAUCCUCUAUGUGAAACCAAUGCCGCUUAUUUUUCAAGUAACCCCUCUGAACUGGACGCAGUGGCUUGUAGUCAUGAAGAUUUCAUUGCCUGUUAUUUUGCUUGAUGAAGGUCUCAAGUAUAUAUCACGGCAUCACCUGGAUGGCUUACUAAAAACCGUAGAACAGUCUUGGAAUGGGACUGCCCAGACGAAGACUAACCGGAGUCAAGAUCAGACUGGCACCUAAAAAAAGGCGAAAAAGAUACCCACAACACUCGGACAACAAUAUUUCUAAAUAAUGUGUCCCAUGAAACCAGUUCAAACUGAAGAAUCCUGUAUGUCUGAAAGUCCAAAAAAAAACACAAAAAAGGACAAGCUUUUACACCUAUUAGACAAAUGCGGGUGAAAAGUAUAAAAGAAAAAAAAAUACUGAAAUAUUUGUUUGUAGCUUUUUUUCUGUACAUAAAGGUGCAAUAACUGGACAUCUUUACUGUGGCUUGGGGAUACAAUUACAUAGAUUUGGCCAUGCAGGAUUUAAACCAGACGCUACUGAAAAGUCAGGAUUUGUUUGUUAUUCAUAUGUGUGUCAUCGAUGUGAAAUGAAGAGGUCCUGAGGGUGCUGAAAUACUUAUGACAGGGAAGCUAUAACAGGCAUUGAUGGUUAAGAAAAAACAACUAGCCUGUUUUUGCAGCAUGGUUGUGUCAUCAUGGGAAACAGAGGCACUUCCUACUCAGUGCUUUAUUGUCAGCAUAUAUAGUUCAUAAUACAGCAACAUUGUUGCUCUUGCCAAAAAAGGUGCCGUAAGCUGAUGUUUGAAACCACACAAUCCGCUGAUCUACCAAUUCAUAUUUCACUUUUACAAUAUUCACUGAGAAGCUGUGACAUUUUACUGUGUGACAUUUUAUGUUAUGCAAUUAUGAAGAGCUAUCUUUACUGUGGAAACAUUUGUUUUAAGUUAACCUGUCAUAACAUUUGUUCCCUGACACAGCCAAGGCUCCCAUACAGCACUUGAGGCUGUAAUUUGCCUGACUCCCUGAAGCUGCACUAAUUACAGAGUAGAAUUGUCACCCUACAAGGUGCUGCUCUUCCCCGGAACUAGCGCGGCCCCUUGAGCAAAGCUAUGGCUUAUUCUAGCCCUACAUGUGAGGCUGAAUUAUAACGGGUAACAGUUGUCAUUAUGGGUCCCCUUUUUAGUUCAUUUCAGUGUAGCAACACAAAGUUCUAUUUAACUGUAAUAUAGCACUGUAACUAGCUUAUGUAAUAACAGAGUAUGCAACGGUUCUAAAAGAAAUGUAAUGCAAGCCUGAGAAUGUAGGGGUUUCAGUGACUCCAGAAACUAAAAAUACACCUACUAAACUAAAGAUUUUAAUGGAUUGUUUCCCCUCUUCUUCUUUUUUUUUUUUUUGUUUAAAACAAGAAACCUAUUUAAGUAAUUUUAAAUCUCAAACACUUAAGUUGUUCUGAACAUUAAUGAUAGUGUAUUAUAUGGAUGUUGUUUGUUUGAAACGUUGCAGUAGGACUCAGGCUAAUGGCGGUUUAUCAAUGUUGCUUAAGGCUCAGGUUUGUGCUUCAGCACAGGAAUAAAGUGAUUAUACAUAAGCA